Messenger RNA from Phaethon lepturus (White-tailed tropicbird), 890 nucleotides. RefSeq names its product vesicle-associated membrane protein 2 (synaptobrevin 2) (gene VAMP2). Gene Ontology annotation, biological process: SNARE complex assembly; vesicle-mediated transport; vesicle fusion. The annotation marks the transcript as partial. Gene Ontology annotation, cellular component: plasma membrane; SNARE complex. Lineage: Eukaryota; Metazoa; Chordata; Aves; Phaethontiformes; Phaethontidae. The record is from RefSeq and is a predicted model, not a curated record. Gene Ontology annotation, molecular function: SNAP receptor activity; syntaxin-1 binding. The transcript has 4 exons.
GUCUGCUCCAGCUCCUACCCAAGGUCCCACCAGUUCUGGGGCUGCAGGGCCACCUCCUGCUACCAAUGUGUCAAGCAACAAACGGCUGCAGCAGACACAAGCCCGGGUGGAUGAGGUGGUAGACAUCAUGAGAAUGAAUGUGGACAAGGUGCUAGAAAGAGACCAGAAGCUAUCAGAGCUUGACAACCGGGCAGAUGCAUUGCAAGCAGGUGCCUCACAGUUUGAAACUAGUGCAGCCAAACUGAAGAGAAAAUACUGGUGGAAAAAUUGCAAGAUGAUGAUCAUCCUUGGUAUAGUAUGCGCAGUCAUUCUCAUUAUAAUUAUAAUUUAUUUCUCCACUUGAAAAAGCGAAGAAGGAAGACUUGGCACAACUUUGUUCAUAUCAACCAAUGAUAUCAGUGUUCCUUUGUUGAACUCCGCUUUUUAAUUCCUGGUGUCUUGGGAUUUUUGCUUGUAAUAACCCAUAAGCAUUCAGUGUGGUGUGUUUUGGAAUUCUGUUGUUUCCACAAGAAACUGUACCAGCUAAAUACUGCCAAGUAGUUCCAUACACUGUCUUAUCACUGUGUCUUAAAAUGUGUACACACUGACCUUCAGAAACUGUAGUAUAGGAAAAGCAUCCUAAACAUCUCAGAAUCAGAGAAUGCAACUAUGGGGAAGCUGCUGCUUAAAGAGACACUGUCAGGUGGAUUGGACCCAAACCUAAGGUUGAGGCAAACAUUAGGGCCAAAAUUCUCAAUCUCAGCACCUAAAGUUGGAUGGCAAAAUCCACUAUCAGAUGUAACUUUUUGAGGUAGUGAGUAUCUGCUACUCCCAUGGAAGGGAGUGGUACCUACAAGUACUCACGUAAGACAUCUCAUUUCAACUGAGCCAAACACAGAUUUUUUGAGAUU